CUUCUUCCAGUGGAGGAAAGUGUGUUACAACACCAUGAUUGUAAUAAUCACAUAAAUGUCUGUGUUUCAUGUAUGAGGAAUUCAUAUUGCAAUCCCAUCCAUUGUCAUUCAUGUGACACAAAGGUGACACCAACUAUAGGUCAUAACUGGGCAGCCUUGCUGAUAGCAGGGUACGAUACACGUGAUUGGGGGGCCAAAUCUUUCAAAAAGAAGAUGUGAAAGCAAUUGAGCAAGUGAUUUCUUCAAAAUGCCCUCUUGUAAUGGGUGUAAGCACUAGUAAUAUUCAAACAGUUUGUCCAGAAGAGAAAGGAAAACCAGAUAACAUGUUAGACAAAUUAAAAACAUCUAAAGAAGCCUUAAAAGGUAUAAAAGGUGUUCAAACUCUGCUUGUUUAUUAUUCCGGCCAUUAUAAGCCAGAUGAGGGGGGAUUUGAACUGGUUCAUAGCAAAGAAGGAGAGACUGGCAUUCAGUAUGAAAAACAAUAUCUUUCAGCUGAAGAUUUUCAAGAGGUUAUAUCAGAGAUUUUAUAUGGAUGUGAACCAGCCGCGGAGUCAAAGAGAACAAUAGUAUUUCUAGAUUGUUGUGCUGGGCCUGCAAUUUCACCUACUAAAGAGAAAAAAUCAAUACCAACUUCAUCUGGGGAUACAAGUCAAAAUCAAAAGCUUCCACGUUUUACUCUGAGUGAAAAUGUAAAGAUUGCACAAAUUAAUGCCAGCCGUCCAGAUCAAGUUUCGGUGGAGCAACAAGGGGGUAGCCCGUUUAGAAGGUAUCUUGUUCAGUGCCUUACAAGAGAAGCUCUGGGUGCCAAGUGUUUGAAUGAGAGCUGUAAUCAGUGCAGAAUUCAAGGGGAUUUUAUAACUAUUGAAAAACUGUUGGAUUAUUUAGGACAACAUCUGGAUCAACACCCUAAAAUGGAGCAAUAUGACCCUGUUAUGAAUUCUUACAAUGUUAGUAAAUUGGAUGCCAAAAUAGGAUAUGUUGUAAACUUCAGAGUGGAUUUAAAGUUUACAUUCAAGUUAGAUAUGAAAGUUGAUAAACAUACAAUUUCACACCUUAUGUUCACCGAGUUCAAGGAAUUACAAUGUUUGCUGUUUGAUGAAUUUGUAGAGAAAAUGGAGCUUGAUAAAUCCAUUGGAGAUGAGCCAAAAUUAGAUACAACAGAGUUAUAUGGCAUGAUUUGUAUCGAAGUUGAGAAAAUUCACCAGAGAGAUAAAAUAACUACACUGGACCAAUUGAUGACUGCAUGGAAUGCUAAACGAGAGCUUUUGGUCACAUUAAGGGCAGAGGCUGAAAUUUAUAAUGGUAUGGUUGGAAAAUUUCUACCCAACGGCCAAAGUGUGGAUCCCAUUUUAAAAUACUUGGAAAAAAGUGAUCAUGUCAGGAUGGCCUAUAAAGAUUAUAUAACUGUAGCCAAAGUUGACAUUGUGAAAAACUUUAAAAAUCUGCUUGAUGACAUUGAUGAGGAUUUGUUGGGCAAAUUUGAUGAUCAUAUGGUGGACAUUGAUAAUGCUAUGAAGCAAGACAAAGAGGAGAUAAAGAAAGUAAAGGAGCUACAUAUAGUGUUUCUUUGUAAAAUUGAUGAAAACGGGAAAAAGAUUCAUAGAAGUAACUUCAUUUGUUACCAGCUCAAGAGAGAAGAUGAUCUACUUUGAGAAUUACAGAACUUCAAGAGAGAACACACAAAUACAUGUAAUAGGAUGGUGAUGGUCAAUUGAUUUAAAGUAUUUUCUUGUAUUUAAACGGUGACAAAGAUAUAUAGAGAAUCUCAUUUUAUAUAACAUGAGAUGUUUAAGCAGCAGAGUUCUCCACUUUUCUCAGUAAUGGAUAGUUUAUUGCACUUUCUUGACAGAAACAGUUAAUUUGUGCUGGACAGUUUUUACUAGAAAGAAAUGAGCUAUGACUGUGUCCAAAGACUGUGCUUGUUUCAUAUUAUUACUAGUGGCAGAGUGGUUAAGUCAUUGACUUGAAAUGAGACAAUCUCUGUGGUAUUUUUAAUGUUUUUUUAUAAUGGCACAAAAAAUCUAGUUAUUUACUGCUUAAAAUGUUUGAAAGGAUAUUUUUGCAAAUUUUGACCUCUUGGUAAUUUACUUGAAUUGCAAGCACCAUUUGCAAUUUCUUUAUUCAAUUCUUUAUUCAAUUCACAAUAUUUUACUUUUAAAUACAUUUUCAAAAUUUUGCGAAAAUUAGACUAAUGUACAAGAAUAUAUACUGUUUAUUAGACAUUAUGUAUACUUUUAAAUGUUUUGAGUUGCAUCAGAAAUUCUUUUAUUCAUUUGACUGAAUUAUAUGACUGGCCUCCAUUAAAUGGGAGUUGAAAAAUUGAGCAUUUUGCUUGAAAGUUAAUACAUUUGUACCAGUAUUUUAGUACUUGUAGUUAAAAUUGUGAAAGGCACAUUAAGCCUCAGAAACAAAUAUUUUUCCUUCUUCAGAAAUGUCAAAAAAGAGUUUUAUCAUGUUUAAGAGCAUGUUAAAUGCUUAUUACUUAAGAAAAUAGCACUAAAAUGAAAUUAUUUGUUAUAGCAAAAUGUGAACAAAGUAGUAUUUGGACUUCCUUUCAAAAUAUUAACUCACCAUUACUGUUCUAAUUGCCAAAAAGCAACAGAAGCAAAAGGUAGUUAAGUUAUUUGGCCAUUGAGAAACUUUAUAGACAAUAUAAUAGGGCAUCAAAAAUGCAGAGUUUUGAGGAAUAGAAAUAAAUGCAUUUCUGGGGCAUAAUGGGCUAUUAUAAAUAAUGAGUGUAAUACAUGAAAGGAAGUGAACAAAUGUAUUUUGGAUAGUUAUGAAAUCUUUAAUGAGCU
Molecule: messenger RNA, 2798 nt
Organism: Ruditapes philippinarum (Manila clam)
Lineage: Eukaryota; Metazoa; Mollusca; Bivalvia; Venerida; Veneridae
Exons: 6
Coding region: 261-1652 (463 amino acids)
Biological process (GO): proteolysis
Molecular function (GO): cysteine-type endopeptidase activity
Source: RefSeq, a predicted model, not a curated record